Messenger RNA from Helianthus annuus (common sunflower), 2402 nucleotides. RefSeq lists its product as uncharacterized. The transcript is spliced from 6 exons. The record is from RefSeq and is a predicted model, not a curated record. Bases 64 to 2280 code for a protein of 738 amino acids. Gene Ontology annotation, molecular function: protein binding. Lineage: Eukaryota; Viridiplantae; Streptophyta; Magnoliopsida; Asterales; Asteraceae.
GUAUACAUGCUUAACCUAUUUAACUUGAACUUAUAAUUCAAAUCACCCGACCACUAAGCUAUUAUGUCCACCAAAUAUCCAAUUCCAUCACAUGUUUCUGUCCAAAGCUUUGUUACAGUGAAGCUAAGUGAUAAGCGCAUGUAUGGUUUAUGGAAAACACAGAUGCUAUGUCUCUUAAUGAGCCAUGAUAUGCUUGGUUUCAUCAAUGGAACUAGUCCUGCCCCUGCUAUGCAGGUUGAUGAUGAGCUCAGUAUGUGGAGUAGAUUGGAUGCGCUUGUUCAAGGUUGGAUUCUUGGUUCCCUCUCCGAAGAAGCAGCCAUAACGGUCUUGAAUCGCCUCAAUCAACAUAUGCAUGUUACAGCCAAACAUAUAUGGGAUCAAGUGAAAAUUACGUAUGGCCAACAGGAAGAGCAAGAUGAAGAAAGAGAAGGUUGUGGCUCACCAUGCAUAGAUCUAAAUAAAAAAGUGAAAGAAAAGCAAGUGUUGUAUGAUGCUGUUGAGGGUGGAAAACUACAAGAAGCGGUGAGUAUCUUACACAAAAAAAACUUUGGAAUCACAGAGAGCAUCAGCAUCAACGGCAACACUGCUCUCCACAUAGCAGCGGCCUACAGCAGCCCCUCGGAUGAUAAGUUUCUGAAGAGAAUGUUGCGUCUCACUGAUAUUCCGCUAAUGGAGGUUCGAAAUUUAGACGGAAGCACUCCACUUCAUCUAGCAGCUUCACUUGGGAAUGCAAAUGCUGCUAAGAUCUUGCUGGAAACUUGCCCAGACCUGUUGCAUGCAAAGGAUAACCAAGGUUGCACGCCACUUGACAUAAUUCGUUCCCGACCUUUGAAUAAGGACAUGUGUCACCUUUUGAAAUCCACAAUAUUGCAAGAAACAGAACAGGCAUAUGACCAUGAGCCUUUGGUGGUUACUGCUAUAUCAUACAGACAUUUUGACUUAGCACGGACUUUAAUACAAAGAUGCAAUAACUCGUUGAAGAGCCCUGCUGUGUUGAUGGCUAUAGCUCAAAACUGCCCAGCUGAUUUUACAACCAACCAACUCAUCAUCUAUGAAUUGUUGCGCACAUCAGUUCUAAGUUUCAUAACUAGAGAUAUCUCGGAUAUGAAGGGCUGUAGUAAGCUAGCAAUCGUGAUCCUGAGAGCGGUUUUGGUGUACACUUAUAAAAUGCUUAUUCGGAUUUGCUUGAAGCUACAAGUAUUCAAAGAUUUCAAAGAGCUUAUGGAAGAACGAGAAGAUGCUAUAGCUUUGCUAGACGCUGUUUGUAAUUUGAUACGAUCUUCAAACGAGUCAGUGUGUUACCGAAAAUUAUACAAGCAGGCGAUGCUUGAGGCUAUAAGGCGAGAUGCAAGCGAUGUUGUUGCAAAAAUUGUGUAUUGGUUUCCAGAUGCAACUCUGAUCAGGGAUGAAGAUUGCCACAACUUUGCUCAGGCUGCUUGGAAGAACCGUGCAUCCAAGAUUUAUGCUCUAAUCCUUGAUAGAAACCUCCUAGCUAAGCAUACGAGUCUCAGUUUUGAUUCAGAACCGAAUGAAGCCGGAAAUAAUUUCCUGCAUUUUGCUGCAAGAUUAGGGCCUGCCAGGAAACUCGAUCUUAUCUCAUGUCCCCCUUUCCGAAUGCAACGUGAGUUACAAUGGUUUAAGGUAGCACAAGAAAUAAUUCCUCAAGGGCGCCGCACUGAGGAAAACUAUUUGGGAGAAACGCCUGAAAUGAUAUUUACAAAGGAGCACAAGGGUUUGGUGAUUGAGAGUGGAGAAUGGCUAAAAAAAGUAUCGAACUCGGCCACAGUUGCAGCCACAUUAGUCCUCACAGCUUUGUUUGCAGGAGUAACUCAAGUACCAGGAGGAACUGGUGACAAUGGAGUCCCAAAUUUGAUCUCCCAACCAGCAUUCUGUAUAUACGAAAUAUUGAUUACUAUAUCAGCAGCGGCAGCUUCUCUGUCUUUAUUAAUGUUCAUGCUAAUCCAGGGUUCUCCUUUGACCCAAGACGACUUCCUGCAUCGUUUACCUCUAGCCCUGGUAAUCGGCUGGGUGAGCUUGUUUGUGUCAGUCGCGCUCGGUAUGUUCGCCUUUGGGGCUGCGUUGUUCCUUAUUUUUGGGGCCAGAAAUCCAUGGGUUCUUGGUUUGGUAGCUCCAAUUGUAGCCCUACCAAUUUCUUUGUUCUUCCUUAUUUACUCUUGGUUUAUAUUGAGUGCACUCGCUGACUUCUGGCAUUCCACACGUCAUUUUAUGGUACUUCAUAUGCUCCACCGUCUAAAACUGGUGGGUCGGAUCUUCAUUUAACUAAUUCCAUCCUAGCUUCGAUCUGCCUGUUAUUUAUAUUUGUAAUAAUGGACAUGCCUAUUAUAUAUGUAUGUAUGCUCUGUAUAAUAAAUUUUCAAAUAAAUGUUUAAUUUGCUGCAUCA